UAUCUAUCGUCGUUGAUGACCUUACAAAAUGUUCUGUACGUGGGCUUGUUUUAUGGAGCUGUAUGUUUUUGUCUAACCAGUGUAGGCUAUCUUAAGGAUCCAUAGGCUGAAAGUUACGUCAACAGAUUUUCGUGUGGGGGAGGGGAUAUGUGAAUUCGUUGUAUUUAUGUGCCAUAUUAAUGGUACAAGGGGCUAGGCUGAAACAGCUGUCUUUUCAAGCCAAAAUGAAAAAGAUAAAAAAAAACUUAUCUGUCAGCAGCAGGCUAACUUAUUUGGCAAAUGUACUGGAGCAAGACUGAUUCCCUCACAUUAUUUGUGAAACCAUUACACAGAGAGAAUGCACGUGCCUGUGCAGCAGGGGCAAAAGGGAGGUUCUAAUUCUUAUAUGCACCAGUCUUGGUUUUGAGAUUGACAAUGAAGCUUCAGGGCCAUUGCCUUUAGCGGACACAAUGACACCGAUGUACACCCUGUUAAGAAAGGAGUUGCUCGAAGAAGUUAUACGGAUCGAUCUUUCAAGCUGGAUCCUUUUGAAUAAACCCCAAAUUGCCAUUGGGUAAAGGUAAUCAUGUGACAUGUCUUUUCCGUCCAAUUUCAACCACGUCUCCUUUUGAAUGAAUAUUGGCAAUAGCAAGGGGUCCACACGGGCAUAUUACAAAAUAAUUUGAAUGUCUUUUUUCUCCACAUAGCUUGCUUAUUUUAAUUGAGAGCGAAAACUCGUAAACUUCAACGAAGCCAAACUUUCCCUAUCCGCGCUCUUGGGGCGUGAGACAACAGGUUUACAAUGAAUUACGAGUUUGAGCGUGAGACGGGUUUCAUCAAUAGUCUGCCAUCGCUCGCGGAGUGCCUUACUGCUUUCCCCCCUGUUGACCACUCAUUUCAGAAGUCAUCAAUCAAAAGCUCAGCGCUCACGAGCCCUCACCCUCUUACCCUACCUCCUUUCGAGCACACCAUCCCAAGCUUGAGUCUCGGGACUCAGCCACGCGAUGCAGGGCCCCGGCACAGCGUAGAUGGGGGAAGCCCACUACACGCCAAAUCUCUGACCCAGGAAUACCUGUGGAUGCGCGAAAAGAAGACUAACAAGAGAAACUGUCCUCUCACACCGACCGGCUUCUUGACUCCUGCGGGAGUCAUUUGCUUCUCUCCAAAAGGCUCACCCGAGCUUCCCGAGGGCGGUUUGUCUAGUGGAGAAGGAGGUUCGCGCCGCCUGAGAACAGCAUACACAAACACACAGCUUUUAGAGCUGGAGAAGGAAUUCCACUACAACAAAUACCUUUGCCGACCACGCCGUGUGGAAAUAGCCGCGCUGCUCGACCUUACGGAACGCCAGGUUAAAGUAUGGUUCCAGAACAGACGGAUGAAACAUAAACGCCAGACCCAGACUAAAGACAUCCACGGGGAGUUAAGCAAGACAACUGUCGGGGAGGAUAAUGGUGCACAGAGCGACGAGGACGCCUCCAUUUGUGGUCUCAGUCAUGGCAGAUUGGGCGUUGAAGAUGGAGAGUCGAACACUUUUCAAAAGGACCUGUCAAACGUCUCUGGGCAGUCCUGUAAUGAUAACGACAUGCAAAAUUUUGAAAUGUUUUGUAACAGAUUUAUGGAAAGAAGUCUAAAAGAUGUUUCCAGUCAGUCACCUACUGCUCUGGGCAAGGGGAUAAUAAUAUGCAACCGAUGUGCCAGUACGGACAAUUGCGAUUCCCCGCAUGUUAUGGACAUGUCUGUGCAGGACUUUUUUUCGAUCGACUCAUGUCUGUCUGAUGCAGCUUCGCCAGUGCUGUACAAGUCUCUAGAAAGCACAGAUGAUGUUUCAACAGACUUUUAUUUCUUUACGGAUUCUCUGACUACAGCUGAUUUACAUAAUGCAAAUUACUGAUUAUCGAAGUGGAUCAGUGAACAAAUGAAAGGAUAAAUCAGGAGUUUUAAAUGAUUUUUUUGUUUGCAAUAUCUGACGCGAUUAUGAUAACAUAUCGAAGGUAAGCUACAUAAGUCCUGUGCCCUG
This is a messenger RNA of Sinocyclocheilus anshuiensis, 1996 nucleotides long. RefSeq names its product homeobox protein Hox-A2a-like. Gene Ontology annotation, biological process: regulation of transcription by RNA polymerase II. Lineage: Eukaryota; Metazoa; Chordata; Actinopteri; Cypriniformes; Cyprinidae. The record is from RefSeq and is a predicted model, not a curated record. The transcript has 2 exons. Bases 782 to 1870 code for a protein of 362 amino acids. Gene Ontology annotation, cellular component: nucleus. Gene Ontology annotation, molecular function: DNA-binding transcription factor activity, RNA polymerase II-specific; RNA polymerase II cis-regulatory region sequence-specific DNA binding.